Molecule: messenger RNA, 3956 nt
Organism: Sycon ciliatum
Lineage: Eukaryota; Metazoa; Porifera; Calcarea; Leucosolenida; Sycettidae
Exons: 12
Coding region: 434-3004 (856 amino acids)
Molecular function (GO): phosphatidylinositol binding; protein binding
Source: RefSeq, a predicted model, not a curated record
AGGUUACAACAAACGGUUUCCAUACGAAAGCCACUUCGGCAACUUCGGAAAUAUGAGAGUCUUCUCAGGAAAUUGAAGGCCAAUUGGUGGCCUCCAAAUCUGCGGAUAUGGACAGGCAGAGGUCGAUGCGUCUGCAGUAAAAGCAUUGUUAGUUUCGGUCAAUGUUCCCAAAGAACCUAAGAACCCGCCUAAGAUCAUUGGAAUAGCAUUUUACCAAGAGUACUCUUCAUUUUACUAAUACCUAAUAUUUUAUUUACCAACUCCUGUGGAAUGGACAUCUGCAUCUAGUAUCUGAAGUCUAGAAACUUCUCCCAAACUUGGUCGGCCAAAUUGUUCACGGAUGAGGAGAGAAACUCUGGCUACAGCAUUGCGGCUUUUGAUGGCACGUUUCUAACACUUAUCGUAUGUUUGGCGGCCCGGAAAACAUUGAGCCAUGAUCGAGAAGGAUGACGUUCUGCUGUGGUUCAAAGCCUCAUGUGGAAGUAGCCGAGUAAAUGUGUUUUGUGGAAUGCUGAAAUGCUGCACGGCACUAGAACUGCGAUACUUCCUCACUCUGCUGGAGGGUAUGCUCAAGGAAGUCGAGCAUCCUCUGAAGCAUGCAGAAAACGAAAUAAAUAAGUUCAUCAAGCCAGCUUCAGAUGUCACUUCGUCAUUGGACUUAUCCCAAGUGAAGGAUAGGAGUAACUGUCUGGCAUUGUUAGCCUUCCUAAAAUCUUCAGAUCAUAGAAUGGCUAGUGAUCUGCUUUACCCAGCAUUGACCACCAUUGACGAAGAAGGCGUCAAAGAUGAAAGCGUUCGAGAAGAGCUCUUGCUAAUGCUUUACAUGGCUGCAAACCACCCUGCUUUUUCCUUUGCUGAAAGAAAGAAUCUCUGGGAGAGGAUUGACACAGCAUGCAAAGCCCUGUCUGCAGGACAAGGAGUUAUCCCUGUCGCAAGCCUGGAUCCGGCAGCGGAAGAGAAGUCUCUUGAGACAGGAACAGAAAGUACUAGUCCUAUGGUGGACAAUGGCUGGGAAGAUGACACCAGCAGCACGAAUUGGGCUGACUGUGAUGACGUCAUUCCGGAGACAAUUGUGGUGACUGGAUGCCAGAAGUGUAGUGGAAGUGGUCCUUUUGAUGCCUAUCGCUUUGAUUACUCAUUUGAAGUAACUUGGUCUGAUGGUGGAUUCAACCGGUGUAGCAGAAGUUACACCGACCUCAUCCUUUUCCAAAAUAAACUUCACAAUGAAAAUGAGGAUGCGAUGCAGAAAGUUCCACGCCUUUCAAGCAAACGAUCAUUGAACACAUAUGAGCAAGCAAAGAAAUUGCUUCCUGAGAUAUCGGAGCUUGUACAGAAAUUCCUGGACUUGCCACGUGAUGUGCUCAGUAGUCAGCUUGUCAUUGAUUUCUUCAGCGCUAUUGGUGUGGGCUUAGACAGCCUAGAGAGUAGUCGUAGCCUGUCAGAUCUGGCAAGCUCACCUACUCGUGCGUCCAAACCUUCAAUUGCUACAUCCGCCUCUGGGUCUGUGGAUAGUUCGACGGACAUCACACCACGCUACUCACAGGAUAGCUUGUCCCCAUCCAGCUCAACAGAUGCUGCUAAAUAUCAGAAUGUUUACAUCACAACUACGACUUCUAAUUCAGCUUCUCAAUCCAAUACGAACAGCCUCCCUUCUUUGAAACCCGGGUCCAGUGGUAUUCCAAGUCUUCUUAAUGGACCACACUCACCUAUUGCCGAGGUGGAUGAAAAUCCUCAAAAGGACCCCCACAGCAAGAUUCCUCAGAAGUCCCCUUGCUUUAUUCGUCGAAUCGGUGGCGGAGUUGUUUAUUACGAACCCCACAAAGUCAUCGCAUCGGCUCCAAUGGCAUACUUAGAAAAAUAUGCGAAAAUGCGAAGCAAUAUUUUGCCUUCCAUCAAGCACAGCAAGAUGGAGACCACUCCUGAUGUUACCCGGCCAUCUACUGCUGGCAGUAAAUCAACAAGGCAGUCGUUGACGAUGUCUUUCCGUGAUCCACCUACACUCUGUCCAUCACCGCAAUCCAGGACCAGCAGCAGCAGAUCAACAAACUCACCUCAUGCCAGUAUUCGCUCGGGUGCAAUGAGUCCUCCCGGCCUUGGGUCAUCCUGUGAUGAAGAUACUAGCUUUCGGUGCCCCAGUGGCAACGAGUCCAGCAACCGACAGCGGAGGAAGAAAACCACGCCGACGAGUCCAGCAGAGGCGUACAUUCUAGGCUCUUACGGCAGUGCUGGGGAUAUGAAGACAUUUCCCUCACUUCAGGAAUGGCUGAAGGCCUUGCGGUUGCACAAGUACACUACAACGCUGGAAGACUAUGACUUUGAUAAGCUGAUGAGCUUGACACCGGAGGAAGUGGAUGCAUUGGACAUGACGUCCGGUGCUCGAUCCAAACUUACCACACACAUGGACUGGAUGAGGAAAAAUGGAUGCAGUGAGUUUGCCUUGUCCAGCAAAAUUUGCGAUGGUGGAAAAAAGAGUCGGUCUCAGUCACGGACCAGCUCAUUUGCCAGUCUUGACCGCAUGGACGUUGGAUCAGGCCAACCCAGUAGGAGAUCCACUAGCGAUUUCCCAUCGAUGCAGUCGAGUGUUUCACCAACUGCCUCGACAUGGUCAUUGCCAGAUGCACUACCAGGAGGCAGUGAUUUGACCCGUCCACGCUCCGCAGCUUCAGGAACAUCAUCGCGUCCUUCUUUAUACGGAGCAGAAGCCAUGCGCGGACAUAACACAGUCUCUCAUCACACCAGCAUGCCGCAGCUUGCCACAUCUCCAAGGCGCAAGUCUGAAACAGGUCUGGGGGGAAGUACCAACAGCAUUCCAGCACAUAGAGACUCUGGAUCUAAAGCACAAGCCAUGCCACGCCAAUCUUCUGUCAACAGCAAGACCCGGCGGAAAGCCCCUGCUUCUUCAACUCCAGCUCGCCAGUCAAGUCGCCCUGGCUCAUCAAACAGCCUUUCAUGGAGAAGCUCAGAUUCCACUGAUGGUGUGCCUCCAAACAGUAGGCGGAAAUAACAACAGCAUUUUUUUGCUUUGAUGAUUUUUUAACUACCAAAACAAACUGCCUCCAGGCCACGUUUGUGUCAAUCUUUUCGGUAGUGUCGAUAUUUCUAUUUAUCUUCUUUCAUUCUGGCUUUCUAUUUGCAAAUGGGCACAGAUUCGUCUCCAACUGUUCUCACAUCUUCUCAUAUUUCCUGCACCUGGUAUUCUGUCUGCUGGUCUUGAUCACAUUUUAUUCGGUUAUCUAUUCCAAAUACUCUGAAGCGUCGUCUGUUGAAGGUUCACUCCGUAUUCAAGGAGAGAACAUAGUUUAUGUUUUAUUUCAUAGGCCCUGUUUCAUCUCCCAGAGUAUAUAUUUUUCAUCUCCCAGAGUAUAUAUUUUGUCCGGUUGUCAGUCAAGGCUUACAGUGCCUUUCUAACAUUUUUAAAGGAGAUCGACAGACACUUUAUUAAUUUACUAAUGUAUACCUCGAAGACAAUUAUUGUUAGAGCGGUUUUGGUUCUCUUAGUUGGUGUAAGCUACAUUUUGAUCUGCAGCAGUUAUGUAGACUGUGCCAAAUUGAAACUAUCACCGGCAGGUGCGAAUAUCUGAUUUAAAAAAAUACUAUAAUAAUUAUACCCUCUCGCUUAGGAUGAGCUUUUUUAUGGCAGCUUAAGCGAAGGCUAUAUAUCUGCUUUAUGCAGGUUUAUGCCAAUGCGAACAAGCAAAAUGAUAAUAAUAUACCCGCAUCUCAAACUGUUGCAAACCUUUAUAUGUGUGCCAUGAGGCUUAUCUAUCAUACAGUAGGUUCUGCAUUUUUGUCAUUGCCCGUCGGCAUCUUUAAUCCUCUCUAUGAAACGGCUCUGUUCUAUUGUGUGUUUAGUGCACUGCUUUGUUGCACUGCUUGAUUGCACAAUGAAAACAAUUCCUCAAACCCAUUCCCACGCGCGAGCACAUUUGCAGGCACACUGCAUGCAGAAUCAGCAC